Helobdella robusta is the source of this 3859-nucleotide messenger RNA. RefSeq lists its product as hypothetical. NCBI's taxonomy places the organism in Eukaryota, Metazoa, Annelida, Clitellata, Rhynchobdellida, Glossiphoniidae. Gene Ontology annotation, cellular component: Golgi membrane. Gene Ontology annotation, molecular function: fibroblast growth factor binding. The transcript has 25 exons. The coding region runs from base 1 to 3585 and encodes 1194 amino acids. The record is from RefSeq and is a predicted model, not a curated record.
AUGAAGCUGCAUAAUUGUACUGUGAUCGUCCUCCUACUAACGGUAGUAGUAUUUCACUUUUUUUUAACAUUCACCGUGGAGACGGCCAACGUAGUUAAUGAGAAAAUUGAGCAAUUUGCACCGCAACGACCACAACAGCACCCUCCAGUUCCUAUAAGUGUAAGACGAACUGAGGCUGGGUACGUUAAAUUAAUUGAGAGGGUGGAAUGUAGAGAUGAAAUAAUCAAAAGAUGUCCUAAUGUCAACAAGAACUUCCACAUUCUCACCUGCCUCCAUAACAGCAUUCCUUUAAAUGACGAACCUUUGCCUGAAGACUGCCAGAAUCUUAUAUGGGAAGCAAAGUUGAAUUUGACAAAAGCAAACAGCAUAACAAUUGAUGGGCUGAGUAUUGUAUCGUGCAAAGAAGACAUCCAAAAAAUUCCAGAUUGUUUGGAGGAAGAAUCAAGGCAAGGCUCAGUGACUUCCUGUCUUAUUGAGUUCAUAAAUAAUGUGAAGAGUGUGGAUUGUAAGAAGUACCUGGCCAUGGUGGAGCCUCUUAUCUUCAGUGACUAUCGACUCAUCUACAAACUUGUUAACGUGUGCCAGGAUGACGUCAACAAACUCAAGUGUGGCAGGACUGAUGGCAGGAUUCAUAAUCUCAAAGACCAGGGAGCUACUAUUGACUGCUUGUCUGAAAACCACAACCAGCUCAGUCCGAGUUGUCGACAUGAAAUUUACAAGAUAGCAGAAUUGCAGUCGGCGGAUUGGAAGAAUGAUCGAUCUCUCUUCAUCGCAUGUAGGGAAGAUAGGGAGGUCUUUUGUAAGGAGGUGUCGCCUGGCUCAGGAGAGGUCUACAACUGCCUCUAUGCCAACAAGAUGAACAUGGAUAUGUCAGAAAAGUGCCGAAAGAAGUUGAGGCAGAGACAGAAAUUGCAGCAAGAUGACUUUCAAGUGAACUUCAAAUUUGCAACUGUUUGCAAGGCAGCCAUCGACCAGUACAAAUGUUCUGACGGUGCAAAGAACAUUUCCGGACAUAUGUACGCUGGCAUCUCAAGCAUCAUUCUCUGCCUUGAAAAGGUCAAAGUUAAAGGUCGCUUGGUAGAGGAUGAUUGCCUAUCAGAGGUGAAGUCCAUAAGACAUUCAUUGCUGGAGGACCACAAGAUCAAUCCCGAAGUAGUCACAUCGUGCGUGAACGAGAUACAGACUUGUGAGAAGAGGGACCUAGACGCUAAGAAACACGUCAUCCACUGCAUCAUGGACAUGGUGAGGUCACUCUACAGGAAGAAACACUUGAAGAAGAUUCCCAAACCAGAUAAUGCUGACUCGGAUGUUUACGAGGAUGCAAAUGAUAGGGUUGAUAAUAAUAAUAAUAAUCCUGAUACGUUGCCAACAGUUUCCUCUCCUUGUAUUAUGUCGGUGGAGAGGCUGCUGAAGGAGGUGAACGUUCGCGACAACUUCGACGUUGACCCAGCUCUCAAGCAGGAUUGCGCCAUGAGCAUUUCCAGGGCCUGCCAGCUGGUGGAACCUGGCAAGGGCAGAAUGAUCAGCUGUUUGAUGGGUCACUUGAACAAACCUCGCAUGUUGGACAAAGCCUGCAUGGAUCGGUUGAUGGAGAUUCAGUAUUUCCUCUCCAAAGAUUUUGGUACAUCAAUUAGAUUCAUGGAGACUUGUGCGUCGGAUAUAUCAUCAUUGUGCUCCAACGACAUUCAUCUGCAGUUCAACCACCAAUCCGAGCAGCUAUCAUGUCUCUACAGGAACAAAUAUGAUAAGCUAACAGAGGAUUGCAAGUCCGAAUUAUAUCAGUUAAUGACUGACAGAGCACUGAGUGUUGACCUACCUGUUGACGUUCAAGAUGCCUGCAUGUCAGAUCUCAUACAGUUCUGUGCCGUUGUCUCCAAACGAGAUGAGGAAAUGGAUUGUCUGGAGGAUAAUUACGACAAGUUGGAGCCACGGUGUCAGGCGGUGGUUUCGAAAAUGGUGGCCGAGGAGGAAGAGAUGCCACUGAUGAGUCGUCUGGUCAUCGAGGCAUGCGAACCGAUGUGGCACAGUGUAUGCAAGCCUGAAAUUGAAGGAACGCAAAAAAGGAACUCUUUGAAAAAGUCCAAUGAGGUAGUAGGAGGAGAUGGUGGGGGUGAGGUUGAUGACGAAGUGGGUGACGUGAGUGACGAGGAUAUCAUGAAGUGCCUCAUCCAACACAAGAACGAUGACAACAUGCCCAAGAAGUGCAAGGCUGGUGUGGAGCACCAUCAGAUUAUAACAUUGAGAGAUGUACGUUUAUCACCAAAGUUCAACAAAUCGUGCUUCAGGGACGUCAGAGUCUUCUGCGGCAGAUUCCAUGCAUUAUCAGACAUAGUGAGGUGUUUGAGUGAGGUCAACCUGAACGACACAUUGAUGGAUCAGCCACUGAGGUUGCACAGGAAAUGCAUUAGACGUCUGCAGUUUGAACAACUUCAAAUUAGUGAGAACAUAAAAUUGGAUCCAGCGUUGGCGAGUGAAUGCAGGGAAGAUAUUGAACAGCACUGUUCCAAUGUUAAAGCAGGACAAGGAGCUAUAUUGGAAUGCUUGAAAGGUCACCAGAAACUAUUGAGUGCCAAAUGCGUUGCACUGGUCUUCAAAAGAGAGAUGGUUGAGGCUAACAAUCCACAGACUGACUACGUCAUCAUGAACAAAUGCAAGCAUAUGAUCAUGAGAUACUGCUCUGAAUACACAGAGAGGCCACAGUUGAUACUUGACUGCUUGAAGAAGAACAAGGAAGAGGAUAGAUUCGACAUGCAGUGCCGAGACGUAGUUAAUGACAGGCUCAGGUUGAGAGCGUCAGACAUAAGACUGAACCCCACAUUGAAGUCGGCCUGCAAGGAAGACAUCCCCAAGUAUUGCGAGAAGCAACUGGAGAAGUUGAGCAGUACGGACACAUCCGCUGACGGGAUUGUUGUUGCUUGUCUCAAAGGUGUCUAUGCUCAUUCUACAAACGGGAGAUUGAUGACGCAAUCGUGCCAGAACCUAAUCCACGAGGCCAUCAGGGAUGCGGCUGUUGAUUACCUGCAGGACGUCGCACUCGUGGCCAGCUGCAGGGAUCUAAUAAGAGACCACUGUUCAAAGGAGUCGUUAAGACAGUCCAUUGCACGUCACAAGGACACCGCUGAUGUGGUCGACUGCUUGAAAGAAAAAUUGCUUACUUCCAAGGAGCUACGUGACGCUAAUUCUCCAUGCCUUAAUGAAAUAUUUCGUAAGUUGAACGAGAGCUUGGUUGACUUCCAGGUUGAUCCUCUGCUCUACAGAACUUGUUUUGAUGAUGCCAAGUCCAUCUGUCCAAUUGCACAAGGGAAUGGACGAGUUAUGUCAUGUCUGGUCGAUGCCUACAACAACAAAGUGGUCAUGAGUAGUGGGUGCAUGAAAGCCCUGAAAGAUCGCACGGAGCUCUGGGGACUUGCCAUGAGGCUGGCUCCUCCCGAAAAUUUCAUGGAGAUGGCAGAACAUAUUCAACUUUCUAACUCAAGAAAUUAUUUCCUUUUUGUUAUCUUCUCAUUCAGCCUCAUUUUAUUUUUCACUGGUUUAUUCUGUGGCAGGGUUACCAAGAGAAUUAAGAGAGCGGAAAAAAUUAAAUAAGACUUUUUUUAAUUUUGUUUUUUGUUUCAAUUUAUUUUUUUUGUUUGAAUUUUUACAGUUGUUUGUCUUGAAUAUUUACUGAGUUUAUUCCAGAUUUCAAUUUAAAUUGUUUUAAUCUUAUGAAUUGUAUGGAUAUUUAGGGCUACUUGUAUUAUUUUUAAGUUUAUAACUUUUCACAUUCUCGUUAAACAUGAUUCCAUUUUUAAUUUUGCUUGUUUUUUUGUUUCUAAAAUUUUUAAUCAAUUUUAUAAUAAAAUAAAUAUAAAGUCAUAAA